Messenger RNA from Carya illinoinensis, 1866 nucleotides. RefSeq names its product APO protein 4, mitochondrial. The coding region runs from base 455 to 1453 and encodes 332 amino acids. The transcript has 3 exons. Gene Ontology annotation, molecular function: RNA binding. The record is from RefSeq and is a predicted model, not a curated record. Lineage: Eukaryota; Viridiplantae; Streptophyta; Magnoliopsida; Fagales; Juglandaceae.
CCGGGGGGGUUUUCGGAUGUUAAUACGAGUGAAUUGCGAGGAAGGAGAAAUCCUCUAAAAAAGCUUAUAAGAAUUUCCUUUGUAAUCAGGGGGUUAGGGCUGCGUCGAGUAAACCUUAUCAAUUUCAUUACAGCAAAUUUCCCAAUUCCUUACAAAUAUUCCUCCAUCCAUUACUCUACUUUCCUUAUUACAAUUGGAACCAUAACAUUAUGAAACAACAUUUUGGGAUUCCCUCGACCAGUGUUCGAUGUACCAUAGAAGAGCAAUUUUUAUGGAUUAUUAUUUUUCUCGAGAAAGGAACUGGGGAUUAUUGAACUUGGAGCUGCUCUAUUUCAAUUUUCUACAUGCUAGCAUUUUUUUUCGUUCGUUUCGUUACGCGCAAAAUCAAUUUCUCCUGAAAUCAGAGUUUUCGACGAGAAAAAUUCUAAACUCAGGCUCGUUGUUGAUUUAGGUCAUGGCAUUGUGGAAGAGACCGUGGCAGAAUGAUUUUGGGCACUUCAUUGGGUUCCUUAUCCAUGCGAGGCUUUACAGCUCCAAGGUGGACUUAAGCAAGCUCAGGCCAAUGAUUCUAAAGCGAAUCGAGAGCCGGGCCAAGGAAUACCCGGUGCGCAGCAUGGUGCCGGUAGCCCAGGAGGUCCUUAAGGCUCGAUCAGUCCUCUUCCAUGGCGUGUCCACUCUUCUCAAAGUCUUUCCCGUCAUGGCCUGCAAGUUCUGUCCAGAAGUAUAUAUCGGUGAGAAAGGUCACUUAAUUCAGACUUGCCAUGGUUAUAAGCGUCGUGCCAAGAAUCGUGUUCAUGAAUGGAUCAGUGGUGGUGUGAAUGAUAUACUUGUUCCAGUAGAAACAUUCCAUCUACAGAACAUGUUCCAAGACGUUAUUAAACACCACCAGAGGUUCGAUUUUGACCGUGUUCCUGCAGUUGUUGAACUGUGCUUGCAGGCUGGAGCUUAUCCUAAUGAUGAAAAUCUACACUCCAGCAGUACAAUUGAACAUGUACCUGCUGGAAUUGAAGGAGCAGACUCAUUGUCGCCUCAUGAACUAAUGAUGGUUGCCAAUAGAACUUUGAAAGCAUGGGAGAUGCUCAGAAGUGGUGUACUGAAGUUGUUGUUGGUUUAUCCGGCAAAAGUCUGUAAAUACUGUUCAGAAGUCCAUGUUGGGCCAUCUGGGCACAAGGCUAGGCUCUGUGGAGUAUUUAAGUAUGAGAGUUGGCGUGGAGGCCACUUCUGGAAGAAGGCAGAAGUAGAUGAUUUGGUGCCUCCUAAGAUUGUAUGGAGGCGGCGGCCUCAGGAUCCUCCUGUCCUUUUGGAUGCCCAUAGAGACUUUUAUGGCCAUGCACCAGCAGUGGUGGAUCUGUGCGCACAGGCUGGCAUUAUUGUACCAACCAAGUAUAAUUGUGCGAUGAAAGUGCAAGGUUUAUCAGGACCUGUUCAACUCAAAGUUUGGAGCAGGAUAUAAGUUGAUUUCUUAGCGGGUUGGCUUCAGGGAACUUGAUCUCAUUGGGUAUAGCUCAAUCCACCCGGAGAGUGAUAUUUUGGGUCACUCAUAAAAGGUUUAUGGGUAUGUAUUUUUGCUUCCAAUUUUGUUAGCAUGGCCAAUAACCCAACCAGGAAUAGAAUAAUAGUUUUAUAUGAACGCAUGUGGUUUAAUUGUGAUGUUUGUACAUUUCUCUUGGUAAUAAUCGGUUGCCUUGUAUGAUAGUUUCCUUCUGGGGAAAAUAGUUGCCCCACGUUAUACAAGUCGGUAACCUCAUGCUUUAUUUUAGAGUUUUAAAACUCCAUAAUUUUCAAAUUAUGCUUUGUCAUUGAAAACAUUUUCGUUACUUGUUCAUGAUAUCUAUACGGUCUAAUCUGAUUCACAAUUUUUUUGGA